This is a messenger RNA of Sipha flava (yellow sugarcane aphid), 1462 nucleotides long. RefSeq lists its product as uncharacterized. The record is from RefSeq and is a predicted model, not a curated record. Bases 169 to 996 code for a protein of 275 amino acids. NCBI's taxonomy places the organism in Eukaryota, Metazoa, Arthropoda, Insecta, Hemiptera, Aphididae. Gene Ontology annotation, molecular function: chitin binding. Gene Ontology annotation, cellular component: extracellular region. The transcript has 5 exons.
GCGGCAGUCGAUUUUCUCGUGCGCACGUCGUCCGGUCCGUUCACGCCUUAAGGAUUUUUGAUUUUUAUUUUUAUUAUUAUUUUCGCGCCAACUUCCAAUCGUCCGCGAAAACCGACCGUGAAACCGCGCCGACGGUGGACGCGUCGGAUCGACCCCUUGGCCGCGGCCAUGCGACCGGAUCGCCGCAGCUGGCCGUCCACUGCGGUCCGCGUGACGUUGCUUGCUUUCAUGCUCGUCCACGUGACGCGAUCGUCGAGAAAGCAAAAGCGUCAGCUUUUCCACGAGAACCUGUUGCCAUACUUCGGCGGCAAAAUACCGGACUCGGCGUUCCGGGCCGACCGGUUGGCGCUAAACAUGUUGAACAAGGAAGGGAUCUCCGUGCCAGACGGCAUACUGUUCGAGGCCAGGCCCAAAGAGUCGUAUCACCGGAGCCCGCGCAACGAUCCGGAACUCUCGAACUCCAUACUGAAAAUGAUCCACACGCCGGACAACAGGUUUAGUCCUUUGGAAGGAAGAUACGAAGGCGAAAACGAAGUGGAAACCACGUACAAGAUCGCCAUACCCACAUACAUGAAGAAUUACCGAUUACCAAAAUUUAGGCCUAUAUCAGAAGCCCUACAGCUGCCAACUCAUCAAGUAUACAACAGCGCGUUGUCAAUCAUUCCGUUCAGGGAAAUGAUACUGAGCGUUCCUUUUCGCCCGACGACACAGAACUGGUAUUCGCGGGACGCACAAAGGCCAUAUGUCGAUCCGUUCAAUCAGAACGCCAACAGGAUUGUGAGUUUCGACACCGCGCACCCGACGCGAUUCGUGUGCGACAGACCGGGAAAAAUGUAUCCAGACCCGGAGACCCAAUGCCAGGUUUUUCAUUUAUGCCAUUACAACGGGUUCAAAGAAACGUUUGUUUGCCCUCGAGGAACCCGAUACGAUCCAACGGCACAGGAAUGUCGGCUCUGGAACACGACGCCCUGUUUGAACGCCCGCAGACCAUACUAAGUCAACAGGGACGGCAGCUACAACGGUUUUCGACAUUGGUCGCAGAGCGCAGAGACCGGUGUUCCAGGAUGAAUUCGGAAUCGUAUUACAACGUUGUACAAGAGCAAUAAUCGCACGCGAAUACGUAUUUUUGUUUUUAUCUGUUUAACUUCUAUUCUAUUCAAACGGGUCCGUCGUGCAUUACGACACGUAAUGUUAUUCGAAUUAAACAACCUAUUUAGAAAACAUUUAUUUCGAUACGUUUCGUGCAAAGUAACUCGUAUUACUUUUGCUCCCUUAAUUUUUUGAUGUUAUUUAUUUCGUUUAAAAACAAUUUAAUUACGUACGUGAUGCAGUGUAAUGUGUCAAAAACAUCUAUCAGAGUAAAAUGAUAUUACAAUGAUACGAGUUACGUGUGUUACAUUAAAUUAUGUACGUACACUAUAUUUUACUGAAAUCGUGUGAUUUUUUUUUUUUUUGUUAAUUG